GAUGAUCUCCUGAAAUUCUCAAGUUUAAGCAAUUCCGAAUGGCCCUAUUGCCAACUCUCAAGAUGGAGUUCAGGUCGUUUUACCCGAAUUAUCCGCAUCAGCAAAAAUGAUCUCUGCUUUCCUCGCCGGUGGGUAGCAGUGCAACCUUCUCCCGCACGAAGUUCUCUCGUGUUAACUGCAUGGAAACGGAACGGUCAGACAGAAUCACUUACCCCGCCCAAAAAUAGACACCCUGGGUGUAAAGUAUUGAUAGAAGCAAUCUCUUCUUUAAUCGGUAGAGUAACGAAAUCAGGGUCGUGUGCUACAAUCGCGAUUUGGCGAUCAAGCUAAUUGAGUUGGAUCGUUGAUCCGCAAUGCGAUUUUAAAAGGGAAUAUAUGCGUUGCUCUAACUAGAGGGGGCAAAAAAAAAAAAAAAAAA
Molecule: messenger RNA, 418 nt
Organism: Blastomyces gilchristii SLH14081
Lineage: Eukaryota; Fungi; Ascomycota; Eurotiomycetes; Onygenales; Ajellomycetaceae
Exons: 1
Source: RefSeq, a predicted model, not a curated record